Culex quinquefasciatus (southern house mosquito) is the source of this 1656-nucleotide messenger RNA. RefSeq names its product pickpocket protein 28. The transcript is spliced from 4 exons. Gene Ontology annotation, cellular component: membrane. Bases 1 to 1656 code for a protein of 551 amino acids. Gene Ontology annotation, biological process: sodium ion transmembrane transport. Lineage: Eukaryota; Metazoa; Arthropoda; Insecta; Diptera; Culicidae. The record is from RefSeq and is a predicted model, not a curated record. Gene Ontology annotation, molecular function: ligand-gated sodium channel activity.
AUGUUCCCGGCAAAACUAUCAAAAUCAAGAAACCCUCUAACCACUCUCCGCAAAGGAAUCGGUAACCUCUUCCGAGAAUAUUGCUCACACAGUUCAAUCCACGGCAUCAACUACAUCGGAUCCGCGCAACGAUCCCGCUGGGAACGCCUCUGGUGGGUCGCGAUGCUCAUCCUGUCGAUCUACGGUUGUACCCGACUCAUCCAGAACAUCUACUACCGCUGGGAUCACAAACCGGUCAUUGUGAGCUUCGACGAGAAGCCCACGUCCGUGCUGCAGAUUCCCUUCCCGGCGGUGACGAUCUGCCCGGAGACAAAGUUCCGCCCGGAAUGUUUGAAUUUUUCGGCACUGUCGGAGAAGUUUUUCGAAGGGAAUGAAACAGGAAAGGAUACCGUUAAUGAAGAAGAGAUUCAGACAUUGUUGAGUUUGAUUCAAAUCUGCGAUCGCCACUACUCUCACGAACCUUAUCAGUCCAUGCUGGCAAAGUAUAACUUACACGGUAACAUCGUGGAAACGCUACGGCAGUUAUCCCCAGGAAAGCCCAAGAAAGUCUUGUUUCAAUGCCGAAUGAGCAUGUACUCUUGUGUAGAUUGGUUUAAGGAAACGUUAACAGAUGAAGGAAUCUGUUAUACCUUGAAUCUUCUACCGCAGAAAGAGAUAUUCCGGCAGGAGAAUCUUCAUAACGAUUACCACUACUCUACAAGUUUGUACAAUACGUCAAGCUGGUCUUCAGAUGAUGGGUACGAUUCACGAGCAGGCCUUCUAACCUAUCCGAGACGAAUCCUAGGUUCAGGAUUCGAAUCAGGAAUUUACCUGCAGCUUCAGAUCCCAACAUCUUACGAGGAUUAUCACUGUCGUGAAGCGCAAGGUUUCAAGGUAUUGCUGCACUCCCCAGCAGAAUAUCCCGUAACUUCGAAGAAAUUUCUCCGUCUGACGUUCAGUCACGAAGUUACAAUCGUGAUUAAACCAGAGAUCAUGCUUACGUCGAAAUCAUUGCACAGCUACACACCUUCCCGGCGCCGUUGCUUCUUCAGCCACGAACGGAAGCUCCAGUUCUUUGCGAUCUACAACCAGGCCAACUGCGAGCUGGAAUGCCUCACAAACUACACUCGGAAGCUAUGCAGUUGCGUCCGGUUCUCGAUGCCUCACCAUGGAAGGACCAAAAUUUGCGAAAGUUAUCAACUAGAGUGUUGCAUCCAGGCUGAGAAUGAAGUUCAACUGCUGAUCGCGAACGAAGGUAUCGGAAAGGAAUCGCUGAGCGAAGAUCAGUGCCGUUGUCUACCCGCGUGCAACUCGAUCGAGUUCGACACCGAGAUCACCCAAACCAAGUACGAUUUUCUCAAGUCGUAUGAGCUUCGCUACAAAUCACGAAUCCCAGCGGAUGUGCUGAAGAACAUAACCAGCAUAAACUUUGCCAAGCUGGCGAUUUACUUCAAGCAGGCUCAGUACAUGGCUAUGAAGCGCAACGAACUGUUUGGCUGGACGGACUUUAUUGCCAACUGUGGCGGGGUUCUGGGUCUGUGCAUGGGAGUCAGCUUGCUCAGUCUCGUUGAGCUGCUGUACUACUGCCUGGUGCGCCCGGUUCUAAUGCUUCGCCAAGGUCGCGAGUCCCCGCCGGUAGUAGCUGAGCGGAUCAUGACCGUGCGAAGCUUGUACUAA